Pseudoliparis swirei is the source of this 806-nucleotide messenger RNA. RefSeq lists its product as uncharacterized. The transcript has 5 exons. The coding region runs from base 157 to 594 and encodes 145 amino acids. Lineage: Eukaryota; Metazoa; Chordata; Actinopteri; Perciformes; Liparidae. Gene Ontology annotation, molecular function: cysteine-type endopeptidase inhibitor activity. The record is from RefSeq and is a predicted model, not a curated record.
CUCCCCUCGCUCUCUUCCUCACUGGCAUUAUUUCUCUGCGUCUGGCUCACCGUCGCUCCUGCAUUCACUGGGUGAAGUCCUGUUUUCUAUUUUUAUAUAUAUCAGAAAGUCCUCCCCCUGUGAAGAUUCCAGUGUGUUGGUGAUCGAUACGUAAAGAUGGCCCUCCCGUUGGCAGUGUUGAUAUGUCUAUCAGUCAUCCAGCUGUGUUUGGGAGAUCAUCCCAUGGAGGAAGCCGUCACAACAAAAAAUGUGCCUCUCCUGGGCGGCUGGUUUGAAAAGGAUGUAGAGUCAGCUGAGGCUCAGGAGGUGACUCAAUAUGCUGUGAAGAUGCACAACACUCACUCCAAGAGUAAGAGGAUUUUCAAGCUGGUCUCCAUCACCUCCAUUCAGGCACAGGUCACCAACAUGAUCAACUUUAAAAUUAAUGCGGUCCUGGGAAAAACCAAGUGUCUGAAGGGUGAAAACCACAAACUGAACAGCUGCAGUCUUGUGAAAAAGCAUCUGAAGUGCCAUUUCUUGGUGACGUUCAACCCCCGCAACAACAAACACGAGCUCCAGUCCUCUAAGUGCAACAAAAUUGUGCAUAAGGUUUAACUUUUGAAUCGGUUUCACUUUUUUUGGAGGUUGGCACCAUAACUUUGACUACCUUAUAAAGCAUUUGGAUAUAAUGUUGAUGGAUUUAAAAUAUUUUUUUGCGGCCGAUUUUCAGUACUGUAUGUGUGCUUUGUACAUCAACAACUUGUAACCAUGUCACAACGCGGUCUUAAUAAAAUAAGUUCGGAGAAGAACUGACUUUUUCACCAUGA